This is a messenger RNA of Eruca vesicaria subsp. sativa (arugula), 804 nucleotides long. Lineage: Eukaryota; Viridiplantae; Streptophyta; Magnoliopsida; Brassicales; Brassicaceae. The record is from the annotation of a GenBank genome assembly.
AUGGUUGAUAGCAGUAACAAGAAGAGGAAAGAGGUCAUCAGUGAAGACGACAUCGCCACUCUUUUGCAAAGAUAUGACACCAUGACGAUACUGAAGUUGCUACAAGAAAUGGCCUAUUACGCUGAACCUAAGAUGGACUGGAAUGAGAUGGUGAAGAAGACUAGUACUGGAAUCACCAAUGCUAGAGAUUAUCAGUUGCUAUGGCGGCAUAUUGCUUAUCGAGAUUCUCUCCUCCCCAUGGACAAUAAUGCUCUACCUUUGGAUGAUGAUAGUGACAUGGAGUGUGAAUUAGAAGCUUCCCCUGAAGUCAGUGUUGAUGCAUUAGCUGAAGCUGUUGCGCAUGUGAAAGUGAUUGCUUCUUCCUAUGUGCCAAGUGAUUCCGACAUUCCUGAAGACUCAACUUUGGAGGCUCCCUUGACUAUUAAUAUACCCUAUGGGCACAGGGGGCCUCAGGAACCAUCUGAGUCGUAUUGGUCGUCAAGAGGGAUGAAUAUCACCUUUCCUAUUUCCCUUCAGAAAGCAGCUGAGGGACAUAAUGGAAAUGGGUUACCCAGUAGCGUGGCUCGUAAGAAAAGGAAAAAAUGGUCAGCUGAGGAGGAUGACGAGCUGUUCGCUGCUGUGAAACGACAUGGUGAAGGCAGCUGGGUCACUAUUGCUAAGGAAGAAUUUGAAGGAGAGAGAACAGUCUCACAACUCUCGCAGCUGGUAGGCGUUUGUAGCAACUGUAACAGAUUGAGACUAUCAGCAGAACUGUUGUCAUUGCUCCAAAAUUAUCCGUUGACAUCUAGCGGUGGGGAUUUUUAA